Labeo rohita (rohu) is the source of this 6647-nucleotide messenger RNA. It is a transcript of the gene fgd4a, whose product is annotated as FYVE, RhoGEF and PH domain containing 4a. NCBI's taxonomy places the organism in Eukaryota, Metazoa, Chordata, Actinopteri, Cypriniformes, Cyprinidae. Gene Ontology annotation, biological process: cytoskeleton organization; filopodium assembly. The coding region runs from base 467 to 3025 and encodes 852 amino acids. Gene Ontology annotation, molecular function: guanyl-nucleotide exchange factor activity; metal ion binding. Gene Ontology annotation, cellular component: cytoplasm. The record is from RefSeq and is a predicted model, not a curated record. The transcript is spliced from 18 exons.
UCAUUUUUGGAGAUUUUUCUGCACCAGGAGCCUCACCCACAGUCUUGCUGGACCCAAGAUUUAUCAGAAAGUUCUGGAAUGCCAACGUAGGCCAUAAAGAUGUAUAUUUCUCCAAUUAACAUCACUGAAUGAAGAAACAUUGAAAAAUUUGGAAUCUUAACAGGAUACUAGGAUCCUGUGGCUUUUAAGUGAAACGAUUUCUGCAGAAAUCCUUCAUCUUCCAUUAGGGAAAAGUUUGGAGUUUGGUUUUGUAAACUGGACUGCUUUUUAGAGGUGAGCACCAUUGGGAAUGAGAGAGGAAGUGGUGACACAGUGGAUAUUUUUGUCCAUUCUUCAUCUACAGGAAGCCGGGCUUCACUUUCUCCCCCUGCUUUCUUGGCAGUCCUUUUGUGGAUCCCCAGGAUUCGUCCCAUCAGUGUCUUUAACUCGUAUUCUCUCUUUUGUAAAGUCUUGCUGAUGGACAGUGAUGGAUUGUCUGGGCUCUGGCCUCAGGAAAGCUCUCCUCCACCGCACUGCCUCCGAUAAAUCUGGCAACCCCAGCUGCUUCCCCUCCAAACAAUCUGAUGAAGAGGAGCUUUGUGUUGGAGUGAAGAUCGCUCAGAACAAAGCUGUUGGUAGCAGCAGUCCUGAUGAGCAAGGUCAUCGCAGUGAGAAGUUGAGUCGUGGAUGCAGAUUCAGCAAUAAGAGCCUUACUGGAGUAAAUGGAAGAGUUUCAGGCCGACGGCCACCAGUGCAUCCCAAACCACAAGUGCCUCCUAAGCCAGCACACCUUCAGAGUCCGGUGACGGAAGUCUCCUUUCCUCUGGCUGCUGGAACGUCACCCAUCAAUCCUAACAUGGAGGGGGGAGUAGGAGGAGGAGCAAUAGGGAAGGGCCUAGUGUCCAACCUCAUCAGCCGCUUUGAGGAGAACAGUCACACAGACAGUCGGAGGGAGGGCGCUCCUCUGAAGCAGGUCAGCAGAUCUCCUAACUGCAGCCCGGCUCACAAAAACUGCCAGAGACAGACGGAGCAGCCCACAGACUCCGGCUCUGCUGCGAACACCCCGCGCCAUGCGCUCAAACCCCCCAAUGGGGUUCUAGCCCAAAAGAACAGAGAAAGGGACAAGAAUCAGGACAUGGACGGAGUUACGCACGACACGGUUCCUGACGUGAGGAUUGACAGGCAGGAACUGGUGAACGGAGAUGCUGGAGAUGUGGCUAAGAGGGAAAUUAUGGACGAGGAUUGUGUAGAUCCACCUCACGCUCACAUUCAGGCCGAAGAGGAAGAGAGGAAAGCGCCGGAGCAGGGUGACGUUGUGAUGAACAGCGUCCCGGAGCAGAAGGAAACUAAUGAGCAGAAGCUCUACAAGAUAGCAAAUGAACUUCUGCAGACAGAAAAGGCUUAUGUUGCACGACUCAACUUACUAGAUAAGGUGUUCUAUACCAAGCUGUUAGAAGAGGCGAAAAAAGACACGUUCCCCAUGGAUGUGGUGAAAAACAUCUUUUCCAACAUCACUUCCAUUAAUACCUUCCACAGCCAGUUCCUUCUGCCCGACCUGGAAAAACGCAUGGGAGAAUGGACGACAACACCUCGCAUUGGGGACAUCCUACAGAAACUCACGCCCUUUCUGAAGAUGUACGCUGAAUAUGUGAGGAACUUUGAUCAUGCCAUGGAGCUGCUGAAGCUAUGGACGGACCGAUCGCCUCCAUUUAAAGCCAUCAUUCUGGAAAUCCAGGGGCAAGAAGUUUGUGGAUGUCUGACGCUGCAGCAUCACAUGUUGGAGCCGGUUCAGAGAGUGCCACGAUACGAGAUGCUGCUCAAAGACUAUCUCAAGAAACUUCCUCAGGAUCACAUAGACCGGCGGGAUGCUGAAAAGUCUUUAGAGAUUAUUGCCAUGGCUGCCACUCAUUCCAACACUGCCAUUAGGAAAACAGAAAACCUUAAAAAAUUGCUGGAGAUUUAUGAGAUGCUGGGGGAGGAAGAGGACGUUGUGAACCCUUCAAAUGAGUUAAUAAAAGAGGGCCAUAUUCUGAAACUGGCAGCCAGAAACACUUCAGCCAUGGACAGAUAUCUCUUCCUGUUCAACAACAUGCUGCUGUACUGCGUUCCCAAGUUCAGCUUGGUGGGACAGAAGUUUACGGUUCGCACGCGUAUCGGCAUUGACGGCAUGAAGGUGACGGAGACGUACAAUGAUGAUUAUCCUCACACCUUUCAGGUUUCCGGAAAGGAACGGACAUUGGAGCUGCAGGCCAGCUCUGAACAGGAUAAAGAAAGCUGGAUAAAGGCAUUCGAUGAAACAAUACACAUCUAUCUACAGAAAAAUGAAACCUUUAAGUCAGCAUUCAAAGAUGUGGAAGAAGUACCGGUCAGUGAUCUUAAGAUAUCAGAACUGGGUAAAAGAGCCCCUCGCUGGAUCCGAGACAAUGAGGUGACCAUGUGCAUGAGGUGCAAAGAGGCCUUUAAUGCCUUAACGCGCAGGAGACAUCACUGUCGGGCCUGUGGAUACGUGGUCUGUGCGAAGUGUUCAGACUACAAAGCUUCUCUGGAAUAUGAUGGGAAUAGGAUGAACAAGGUGUGCAAAGACUGUUAUUCCAUCAUGAGAGGCCAUAUAGACGGUGAGGAGAGGGAGGGCAAGAAGAAGGGCAUUCUAGAGAUUGAAGCAGCUCAGUUCUCGGGCAACAGUAUCAUGUGUGGCUUCCUGCAGUACUGUGAGAAGAACAAGCCCUGGCAGAAAGUCUGGUGUGUCAUUCCUCAGAAAGAAGCUCUAGUUCUCUACUUGUACGGAGCACCUCAGGAUGUCAAGGCCCAGUCAACGAUUCCUCUGCUCGGCUACCAGGUGGAUGACAGCCCGAGACCCACCGACCCUCCCGCGAGCUUCAGACUCUCUCAGUCUAAAUCAGUCCACAGCUUCGCUGCAGAAAGCGAGGAACUGAAAAAGCGCUGGCUCAAAGUGAUCCGUAUGGCGGUGACAGGCGAGGUACCAGAAUCGCCCGAAGAAAACCACUCUACGGAAAUCACAGAAGAGCCGAGCUCUAACGGCGUCUGAACAUAACAGAGCAAACUCUUGUUGAAGAUUUUUGUACUGACGUGUCAAUGCUGUCGGUAGGAAAAGUGUUGACGCUCUCGCUUGCUGCGCCAUCACUGCUGGUCGUAAAGUUCCAUGUGGAUUUGAACACAUCCAGGAUCUGGGGCUUUAAAGCACAUGGAUAUCAGCUUAUCAAACCCUUACCUGGCAGAUUUAAAGUUCACAAUGGAUGCAAACGGGGUACAUGGAGGAAAUAAGACAUGCUAUCCAUCAUCACACAAUACUACAGCUGACGUAGCACUGUUUUAUGCCUAAUGUAAAAAUUGUACAAUUCUAAGAACAUUUACAUGUUGUAUGUAUAGUAUAUUGAGGCGAAAAUUCAGAUGUGUUAGAAAAAUGAUUUGUAUAUGCAGGACAUGAGCUCUUUUCAAAAGACAAGAUUGCAAUUAACUGCAAACAUAAAUUGCAUUCAGAUGCAAAAUGCUCUGCAUGCAACUCCAUUAUGGCCAGCAGACAUGUUGUUGACAUCGCUGUUGAUCCUAGGUUGGGUUGCAGCGGUAUACCGGUAUAUCAUGGUAUUAAAAUUGACAGUUUGCUUAUCUACAGUACUGGGGGGAAAAUGCAACCGAUCUAAGAGUCUUAACCAGUGUUGCCAAGUUUGUGGAUUUGGGCUACUUUAACAGUGUUGCUGCGGGUUGUUUUUCAUGUUUGUGCGUGAUAUUUAGCCCCUGGAAUGCAGAUUUUACCAGGGGAACCCCUCCAAAAAAUGGGCUGGUUUCGAGUAGCAACUGGGUGGGUUUUUUGAAAGCCUGGCAACCUUGAAACUGCACAUGCGCAACAUUGGCGCUCUUUUUAAGUGUUGCCAAGUCUCUGACUUUUUUUUUUCACAGAAUUGGGCUAUUUUAGUACUAUUGCAGCAGGAUGUUUUUCACGUAUUUAGCCCCUGGAAUGUGAAUUUUACCAUGGGAACCCAGCCAGAAAAUAUGUAUUUUAACUUCAGGAAUGCAGUUUUUACUGGGUACCCCUCCAAAACACAACAGGGCUAGUUUUAAGUAGCAAUUGGGCAGGUUUUGUGUGAAAACCUGGCAACCCUGAAAUUGCACACGCAGAAAUGUGAGAAAGAUGCGAGGCUGAAUAAAGCUUCACAAAAUUUGUAGCGCAAUGACAUAUUUCUGAUUAGAAACAAAGUCUCAGCUUUCAAAUUCUCUACAUUUUUUUCAUGAAAUCCAGAUAAUUAAUGCAAUUUUGGCGCUUUUAUUUUCAGUGUUGCCGCCGGUUGUUUUUUAUGUCUGUGGAGUUGGAGCAACCCAAAUAACGUGAUAUUUACCAAGGGAACCUAGCCAAAAAAAACUUGUAUUUUACCUCUCCAAACACGGAGAGGCUAGUUUUGAGUAGCAGUUGGGUGGGUGUUGUUGCGAAAACCUGGCAACCCUGGUUUUGGGCUAGUUUUGAGUAGCAAUUGGGCAGGUUUUCUUUUGGGACCCCUGGCGUAACACAUGCAGAAAUGCUUUUAAAUUCUGUAAAAAAUUUUUCACACAAAAUCCAGAAAACAAAAGGUAUUUUGGAAUUGGGCUACUUUAACACUAUUGCCACAGGUUGUUUUUCAUGCCCGUGGGUUGAAGCGACCCAAAUAACGUGAUAUUUAGCCCCUGGAAUGUGAAUUUUACCAGGGGAACCUAGCCAAAAAACAUGGAUUUUACCCCUCUGAACAUGCACGGAAAUGCGAUUGGGCUAUUUUUAAGUAGCAAUUGGGCGGAUUUUCGUGUGAAAACCUGGCAACCCUGAAACACAUGCAGAAACGUGUGAAAGAUGUGAGGUUGAAGCUUCAUUAAAUAUCUCAAAUAUAGCUCUGUUUAAAAGAUAAGAAACAAAGCUUUUCAAUUCUGUCAAUUUUAUUAUGAAAUCCACAGUAUAAAUGCUGUUUUGGCGCUCUUUCAGUGUUGCCAAUUAGGCUGUUUUAACACACUUGCGCCUCGGGUUCGUCCGCAGGUUUAAGCGACCCCAAUAAUUUGGUGAUGUGGAUUUUACCGGGGGAAUCCAGCCGAAAAAUGUGCAUUUUACCUGCCGGAGUGUGACUUUAUCAGGAGGAUCCCUACCGAAAGUAGCAGUUUCGGGUAGCAAUUCGGCAGGUUUUCUCGUGAAAACCUGGCAACCCUGUCGUUGUAUGUUUGAAGUUUUUUUUGUAAAAACGGCCUUAUGUGGCAGUUUUGGGAAAUAACAGUUUUGUUUGAACGAGUAAGGUUGGCCUGUAGCAACUGAACUCAUUUUAGUCUAAUGUUAACAUUUACAAUGAGAAGGUUUCCAUGUUUAGUUUAACGUUAAAGCAUUAGCCUGGAUAAUUUUUAGAUCAAGAAAAACUGAUGUGCCGUUAAAAUAUACUCAACUAAAUAAAUACGAAAUCAAAUAUGAAAUACCUUAUACCGUAAAGCUAUGAAACAGUUAUCAAACUGUUAAAAUGUCAUACCGUUGCAACCCUCCUAUGACAAGUAUUAACUAACCCUAACCGUUAACGGCAGUUCAGAACCAAUAAGAAUGCAGAUCUAGGAGCAUGUCGUUUACGUACGACGUAAGCAUGUGUGCUUCAACGCCACCUACUGAUUUGCAGUGCUUCAGCACAUCAUUUAUGAAUCUUUUAAAAGAUUCAGAAGUCUGCUGUAUUAUUAUAUUAGUCCUUGAAACGAACAACAGCAGUCGAGAUAAUGUGAAUAAUGUCACACUCACCAUAAGCUGUUUCACUUUUCCCUCAAAGCACAUUCAAAUCAAACAUGAACAGACUUGUGGCUUUGGUGUCAGUAGCUCAGCAGUCACUUCCAUUGAAUGAUCAAAGAUGGACAGUGUGUGAUUUAUCAGCUCUAAUCAUGAUAAUAGAUUCAGUAUUUAGUGAAAUAACUGGUUGUAACUCAAAUCUGUGUAAUAGCUUCAGUAAUGGACCUUUUAUUCAUAAGCAGUCAGUUGACAAAUGUGGACGGGUGUGAGACGGUUUUGUGUAAUUACUGUGGCCAGCACAAUCACGCUCAGUAGGCCCGCUGGAACAGGGACGCAUGUAUAUGUUCUUUAAAUACUGUAAUUAUAAUUUUAUUUAAGAUAAUUUAUAGAGGAAAUGCAUGAUUUUACAUAGCACAAAAUUACAUUUUCAGUCAGUCUUGGACCAUUCAUCCUUUUGUAUUUAAGAAAUAGCAUGUUCAUGUAUUUCAUUCAUGUGCAGUCUACAGCUGCAUAUUCUUAGCAUUAAUGGAAAUUGAUUUGGCUUGGCUUUACAUCAAUGUUUUUUUUUCAUAUAUUAAUCUUAAGCUACUUUUUUAUUUGGUUUGAUGUUUCUGAGAAACAUGAACAAUUCAAAAACUACUUGACCUUGAAACAUAUCAUGGCUAUUAAAUGUCGUAUUUUUUGUCUUCAUCAACCAGUUGUUGAUUCCAUAGUCCAUAUUUUCAGAACAGGACGUGCCUAUGACAUUUAUAAAUGUAGUUACGCACACAUUAACUAAGGAAGCAACUAGGUUGGUAUAUUAAACGUGAGUUUCUGUAUUAAAACGUGAACGUGUGCUCAUUGUUGCCAUUUGAAACAAUCCUUACCAUGCAAUCUGAAUGUAGUCUGUUGGUUCUCCCAGAAUCUCUUCCACAGUAAAGCUACAUCAACUCUCAAA